This is a messenger RNA of Hermetia illucens (black soldier fly), 1871 nucleotides long. It is a transcript of the gene FucTB, whose product is annotated as alpha-(1,3)-fucosyltransferase B. Gene Ontology annotation, cellular component: membrane. The transcript has 5 exons. The record is from RefSeq and is a predicted model, not a curated record. Gene Ontology annotation, molecular function: alpha-(1->3)-fucosyltransferase activity. Bases 54 to 1628 code for a protein of 524 amino acids. NCBI's taxonomy places the organism in Eukaryota, Metazoa, Arthropoda, Insecta, Diptera, Stratiomyidae.
GACUCUGGUCAGUCUCUCUAUUUUACUUGGCUUGUGAAUACUACUUGCCCCCUAUGAGAUACUUAGUCCUAUUUAGAGCAGAUAUCUUUCUGGCAUUCUUACUUUCUCUCGGUUAUCUACUCCCGCAUAUUCUGGGCUUAGAUGAUAAGAUAUUGUGGUGGACUAGUCUUACGGGGGACUACCGAGUCACCAAAACCUGUGGUUCGUGGACUUGUGUAUUUACUGAUAACCGGGACAUUGUUAACGACUCAAAGGCAAUUUUGUUCUAUGGCUCCAACCUCAAUUAUACGGACCUACCACUACCACGCCCGAAAAAUCAGAUUUGGGGUCUAUUACACGAAGAAUCGCCUAAAAAUGUACCCUUCCUACAACAUGAGAUUAUUUUACAUCAUUGGAACUAUACGUCAACAUUUAGUCGGUACAGUGAUGUGCCAUUGACUUUGCAGUAUCUUAAAAAUUUAGAUGCAUUAAUAACAACGAAGUAUUUUUUGCCUGUGAAAGAGAAGAAUAGAAUUAAGAAUGAAAUGAAGUUAGCAUCGGUCGUGUAUUUGCAAUCACAUUGUGAUUCACCGUCAGGAAGGGAGGAGUAUAUAAAGGAAUUGAUGCAGUACAUUGACAUUGACUCAUAUGGACAAUGUUUGAAUAAUAAGCAGUUGCCGAAGUCGACAUUUUCCAGGUUAACCGAGGAUUAUAUGCGAACAAUAGAUUCGGAUGAGCUUCACAACUUCCUGAAAUCAUAUAAAUUUAUACUUGCUUUUGAGAACGCCGCUUGUAAUGAUUACAUUACGGAGAAAUUUUGGAGACCAAUUACUAUUGGAUCAAUACCAAUUUACUUUGGAUCACAAACGAUUGAGGAUUGGUUGCCGAAUGAUAAAUCAGCAAUACUAGUGAAGGAUUUCUCAAGUCCCAAGGAGGUAGCCAAUUUGAUCAAGUAUUUAGAUAAUAACGACAACGAAUACAACUCGUAUUUACGCCAUAAACUGAUGGGCCGGAAGGGCAUUACCAAUCAGUACCUUAUUCAAAAAAUAGACGAAUGGACAGAAAGGAGUGAAGAAGGUUUAUUUAAUGAUUUCGAAUGCUUCGUCUGCGAGGAAAUCCAUAAGGACCGCCCGGAGGCUGGAGUCUGUGCUGAUGGCAGUCACUAUGAUUGUGGCGAAGAAUUCGUCCUACCAAAAAUGAAUGCAAGGCUGGAGAAUUUCUACUGGCGCAAUAUUAUGGAAUCUGAAAAGAACGUUGCGAAGGCAUUGAAUCAAUUGUUAAUUACUAACCAACCAUUCACGAAGCAUGAUUUUGAUAAGACGUUUAACCAGAUAUUAGCUCUUGGAUAUUCGACUCCAAAUACGCCGACUUCAAAACAUUGUCUUAAGCAAGGAAGGCCCCCGGAUGACCCGGUUGUAGGGACGUUUACUGUAUAUGCUGCCACCUUUCUAGUAUUUACGGCAGUCGUACUAUUUGUACUGUGUCGCAAGAGAUGGUAUUCAAAAUUUUUUAAAAACAUUUAUAAAAGCAUCAGCGGAGCAGUGUGGAGUACCCCACGGGGAAAGUUCUUUAAAAUUCGGAAGUUUCUGCGAAAUCGAAAACAACAAAAAUAUAAACCAUUUAAUGUCGAAAACAAAGACGGGAUUUAAACUGUUUGUAAUUUAACAAUUACUUUAUGGUAGGGGAUACCUACCUAUAACCGUCUUAGACUACAUACGUCAUGGCGACGACGAUAAAAUUCUACAAAACCACAUGCUGAUUUGAUAUAAGACAGACAAUUGUAAUGCUUAGUUUCAUUUCCGACCUCUUUUAAGGGGGUCAUCCCGUGUGAAGGCCGUUUUUUGCCUAUUUGAAAAAUUAUUUUGGAGGACUCGAUAAAGAUAGAAGCGUGA